AGCGCGUCCGGGAUACAGAGUCCUCUAGAUCUUGCUUUCUAAUUCUCAUAUUCGAUCUCUGAUCUCUCUCGUUCCGUCAAAGGUCGAUCUGUUUAGGUUUUAUUUUUCGAAUUUGGAUCUUCGAAGCUCGAUCAAAGCAAUGGCGAAAGGUAGACACUCUCGCCUUCCAGCUCGAAAAUCAUCGUCGACGAUGAUUUUGACUGUGCUCCUCAUGUUCACAUUCGUCAUUCUCAUACUUCUCGCCCUCGGAAUUCUAUCUAUUCCUAGCAAUUCCGGUGAUCCCUCUCGCAAAGCCAACGAUCUGAGCACCAUCGUCCAUAAUAAAGUGGACAGAAUCGAGGGAGAUGAUGGUAAACGGGAGCAGUGGGUGGAGGUGAUCUCGUGGGAACCUCGGGCUUUUAUCUAUCAUAAUUUUUUGAGCGAAGAGGAAUGUGAUUAUUUGAUCUCUCUUGCCAAGCCUCAUAUGCAAAAAUCUACAGUUGUUGACAGUGAAACAGGAAAGAGUAAAGAUAGCCGGGUGCGAACAAGCUCUGGCACAUUCCUUCCCAGAGGUCGUGACAAAAAGAUCAGGGAAAUUGAGAAGAGGAUUGCUGAUUUCACCUUCAUACCUGUAGAACAAGGGGAAGGACUCCAAGUUCUUCACUAUGAAGUAGGGCAAAAAUAUGAGCCUCAUUUUGACUACUUUAUGGAUGAGUUCAAUACCAAGAAUGGGGGUCAACGCAUAGCAACUGUUCUUAUGUAUCUCUCAGAUGUUGAAGAAGGUGGUGAGACAGUAUUUCCUUCUGCCAAAGGGAACUACAGUGCUGUGCCUUGGUGGAAUGAAUUGUCUGAAUGUGGAAAAGGAGGGCUUUCUGUUAAACCAAAGAUGGGCGAUGCAUUGCUUUUCUGGAGCAUGAAACCUGAUGCUUCUGUGGACCCUUCAAGUCUGCAUGGCGGUUGCCCAGUGAUUAAAGGGAAUAAGUGGUCAGCCACCAAGUGGAUUCGUGUGAAUGAGUACAAAGUCUGAACUACAGUCUUAAAGUUAAUUGUAUGACUAAACAUCUGAAUUGUAAGAUGUCCCCCCUUCUCCCCCUGAGAGGAAGCUGAAGCACUAACAGGCGCCAAGUGUAUGUGUAAUCUUCUUCUUGUAUACAGCUGAGCAUAAAUUUUGAUAUUUCACUGUUGGGAGCCUUUUCAUUGGAUAGUUUUAUUUGUGGUUACAGCAGCAUUAGAUUGAACAUUGAAUUGCUGAUAUAGAAACACUUAUUUCCUGAUUUUGUAACUGAGUUUAUAUUUGCCUUGUCCAAUAAUGAAUUUCCGGUAUUUGUUUUA
This is a messenger RNA of Manihot esculenta (cassava), 1311 nucleotides long. RefSeq names its product probable prolyl 4-hydroxylase 10. Gene Ontology annotation, cellular component: endoplasmic reticulum. Gene Ontology annotation, biological process: peptidyl-proline hydroxylation to 4-hydroxy-L-proline. Bases 140 to 1006 code for a protein of 288 amino acids. The transcript is spliced from 8 exons. The record is from RefSeq and is a predicted model, not a curated record. Gene Ontology annotation, molecular function: procollagen-proline 4-dioxygenase activity; iron ion binding; L-ascorbic acid binding. Lineage: Eukaryota; Viridiplantae; Streptophyta; Magnoliopsida; Malpighiales; Euphorbiaceae.